Messenger RNA from Cuscuta campestris, 862 nucleotides. NCBI's taxonomy places the organism in Eukaryota, Viridiplantae, Streptophyta, Magnoliopsida, Solanales, Convolvulaceae. The record is from the annotation of a GenBank genome assembly.
GUUAAGACGUAUCAAACACGAUCAUACAUGACUAUUUUUAGGCUUACACAUUGAGAAAAUUUGAUGAGUCAAAGUACUUAGAUGAACAGUUCCAAAAGUCAAAUAUGGACAAAGACAGUGGGACAGAGUGUAAAAUGGAAGCGGAUUACGUGCAGAGGUUUCACAGGCAUCAGCCCAAAGAUUACCAAAGCUCUGCCACCGUUAUGAAGCACAUCAAAGCCUCCACUGAUACCGUUUGGUCACUGGUGAGGAGAUUUGAUGAGCCACAGAAGUAUAAGCCAUUCAUCAGCCGGUGCACGGUGAAGAAGGAGGGUGAAGAUGUAGGGAUAGGGAGUGUGAGAGAGGUGGAUGUCAAGUCAGGCCUUCCAGCUACAACCAGCACUGAAAGGUUGGAGCUUCUUGAUGAUCAGGAACAUGUUCUUGGAAUCAAGAUUGUUGGUGGCGAUCACCGACUAAAGAACUACUCAUCGGUCAUAACGGUGCACCCGGAGAUGAUAGAGGGGAGCCCGGGGACGCUGGUGAUCGAGUCGUUCCUGGUGGACGUGCCUGAAGGGAACACGCGAGAGGACACCUGCUACUUUGUGAAGGCCCUCAUCAACUGCAACCUCAAGGCUCUGGCUGAUGCCUCGGAGAGGAUUGCGGCUCAGGGCAUAUGGGGCUGAUUCUUAGCUUGCUUCUUCUUGUGACACUUUAUGCACACAUAUAUACAUAUAUGUUGGGAUUGUAGAGAUAUGAUUGCUUAGAAGCAGAUCCACUCUCCCAAUGGCAGUCUAUAUUUAUGUUAUAGUGAGUGAGUAGUUCAUAUAUAUUCUCCUCUAAUUAAUAUAAUCAUCUAGCUAGGAAAUUAAUGGGCUUUUGAUAU